UUCAUUCAUUAGCCGCUGGUUGUCCGCUCCGCUCGCCUUUGGGCGCCAGGAGCUGCCCGCAGGGAGCGGCUGUUCUGUUAUCGCGGGAGGCUUUGUGUAGGCAGGGUGUUUUCCGACCCUGCCAAAUGUUUGGAAGGAAAAUGAGUAGUGUGAGGGGCGAGGAGUCAGGAAGAAAAAUACCUUGUGACCCAAACCUUGAAUCCCCAGGAGAGAUAAGGAGGGUGACAAGUUCCAAAGCCUGAACCAAGAAAGGGCUGUAGCUCCGUGAGUCCCCAGUUUAGUCCUCAUCCCAGGCAGGAAAGAAAAGGGAGAGGGCGAGUACUUUGGAGUGAGGCGCUGGCCGCUGAUUGACAGUGUAGAGAGCGUCUUCCCUAAUGAGGUUAACUCCCGCUAUUUGGGCAUGUGCCGCUGUUAGUCCGUCUUCCUACUUGGCAGGACGCCAUCUCUUGCGGGAUGUUACAAAUUCUGUCUUUGGAAUGAGCUCCUGAAAAUGAAAAAGGAACCCCUAAAUGACACUGAACUUGUACUGGGAUCAUGCAUUCAGGUUCUCCAACACAACCCAUGAAAGCUUCAACUUCACUCUUCACACCACCCUGGGUGUCACCACGAAACUGGUGCUCCCGACACCUGCCAAGCCCAUCCUUCCGGUGCAGACAGGGGAGCAGGCCCAGCAGGAGGAGCAAUCGAGUGGCAUGACCAUUUUCUUCAGCCUUCUCGUCCUAGCCAUCUGCAUCAUCCUGGUGCACCUGCUGAUCCGGUACCGACUGCACUUCCUGCCUGAGAGUGUGGCUGUCGUUUCUCUAGGUAUUCUCAUGGGAGCAGUUAUAAAAAUUAUAGAGUUUAAAAAGCUGGCAAAUUGGAAGGAGGAAGAAAUGUUUCGCCCCAACAUGUUUUUUCUUCUCUUGCUCCCGCCCAUCAUCUUUGAGUCGGGAUAUUCACUGCACAAGGGGAACUUCUUUCAGAACAUCGGCUCCAUCACCCUCUUUGCUGUCUUUGGAACGGCUAUCUCUGCUUUUGUAGUAGGUGGAGGAAUUUACUUUCUGGGUCAGGCUGAUGUAAUCUUUAAACUCAACAUGACAGACAGCACGGCUGAAGGUCUAACAAGAAAACAUAUGUCGGAUGUCAGUGGGUGGCAAACGUUCUCACAGGCCCUCGGCUACUUCCUCAAAAUGUUCUUUGGCUCUGCAGCACUUGGCACUCUGACUGGCUUGAUUUCUGCAUUGGUGCUGAAGCACAUUGACCUGAGGAGAACACCUUCUCUGGAGUUUGGCAUGAUGAUCAUUUUUGCUUACCUGCCAUAUGGGCUGGCAGAGGGAAUCUCACUCUCAGGCAUCAUGGCUAUCCUGUUUUCUGGCAUCGUGAUGUCACAUUACACACACCAUAACCUCUCCCCAGUCACCCAGAUCCUCAUGCAGCAGACCCUCCGGACAGUGGCCUUCCUAUGUGAAACAUGUGUGUUUGCAUUUCUUGGCCUGUCCAUUUUUAGUUUCCCUCACAAGUUUGAAAUUUCCUUUGUCAUCUGGUGCAUAGUACUGGUACUGUUCGGCAGAGCUGUCAACAUCUUCCCUCUGUCCUACCUGCUGAACUUCUUCCGAGAUCACAAAAUUACCCCCAAGAUGAUGUUCAUCAUGUGGUUCAGUGGCCUUCGAGGGGCCAUCCCCUAUGCACUGAGCUUGCAUCUGGGCCUGGAGCCCAUGGAGAAGCGACAGCUCAUUGGCACCACCACCAUUGUCAUUGUGCUCUUCACCAUCUUGCUUCUGGGAGGCAGCACCAUGCCUCUCAUCCGCCUUGUGGAUAUUGAGGAUGCCCGGGCACGCCGCAGGAACAAGAAGGAUGUCAAUCUCAGCAAGACUGAGAAGAUGGGCAAUGCCAUUGAGUCAGAGCACCUGUCUGAGCUCACCGAGGAGGAAUAUGAAGCCCACUACAUCAGACAGCAGGACCUCAAAGGCUUCAUGUGGCUGGAUGCCAAGUACCUGAACCCCUUCUUCACACGGCGGCUGACACAGGAGGACCUCCACCAUGGGCGCAUCCAAAUGAAAAGCCUCACCAACAAGUGGUAUGAGGAGGUCCGCCAGGGCCCGUCGGGCUCUGAGGAUGAUGAGCAGGAGCUGUUCUGAGCCCACAGUGCCCUAGGCCCAGAAGAUGAUGCGUCAUGCAGCCUCCUCAGAAAUGGGAUGGUAGGUUGAGGGCUAGUCUUAGCUAGGAAUCCUCAGGCCCUUGGAGAGUGACGACUUUGGGACUGUGGCUGACCUCCAUGGCUCACGAGCCAGACCUGCCCCAGUGUUGUCUCUGGGCCUGCAGAGGAGGGCAGCAGCCAGCCUCCUUCCUGCUUCUGUGCUAGGCCCAGAGAAAACUUGGGAGGCUGGCUUGCUCAGCUCACACCAUGCCAGGGCCACACCUUCCUCACACCUCUGGAGCAGCUGUUGGCAGGCACAUCUGCUGUUUGUCUCUGCAUUGUCAAGAUGCCUUGGUGGUGACAGCGGCGGCAGCAGCAGCAGUCUCGGGCCUGGUGCCAAGGCUGAGAGACUUUAAAAGCCCCACAGUCCCUGUCCUGUGUCCCCAAAAAGAAAGGCUGAAGGACCUUUUUCUUGCCAUGGAACUGGCACCUCUCAGGCCUGCCUUUGGGCAGACAGCUGCAGCCCUCCUGUGGGCAUACUGCAAAUGUUUACACUGGUGCCUGGCAGGGAUCAGCCUGCAGGCUUCCAGGAAAGGCAUUGUUGGCCUAUCCCCUGGGUUUGGGUGGACUACUCUCCAAAGAGACAAAGUGGGUCUUUUGACCCUGGAAGCACAGAAUCCUUGGCGGCACCUUUCCCAAGUGCUGGAGCUACUUCCAUAUCCUCUCUCCUCUCCACCACUGCCUCCUCCCUCACCUUGUCCUCUGCCCAGAGCCCAGCCUCUUCUUUCACCAGUUCCUGGAGCUUGGGUCCUCUGCCCUCUGUGCCAGGACCCCAGAUCUUCAAGACACUGGGGCAGGGGCCAGAGCACAGCUGCUGAGGCCAGGGCUCCCUACUCCAGCCAAUUGCCUCUUGGGAUGCCAGUGACUUUGGGUCAGACAAACACUCUCAAUGCAUGUGUCAGUGUAAGGCGUGCUGGAUCACACCACAGGCAAUGGUUACUGCCUGAUGUCCUCACCUGCCCUUUCAUAGCUGCUGCAGUCUCCCCUUCCAUGGCCCCUCAGCAACUACUCAUGUGGCCAUAGUCCUUCCUUGCACCCCAGGUGGCUUAGUUGUUGUGUAUGGCCUUGUCCUCACAAUGGGGACACAGUGGGCCUGAGUGGGUUAGCUGCAGGUGUUUCCCACCUCAGGUGCUGUGGUUCUGCUGUUAGAAGACAGCCCUCACCUCACUUGCUGCAAAAGGUGGCAGAGUUGGAAGCAUGUAGUUUGUUUCUGUACAUAAGGUCACUUAUCCUUGGUAUAGCCAAGAUAAGGUCCUCUUCCUUGUCUCUCACCUUAACCAUGGAGCUGAAGCCACCUGUGGCCUUGUGUAAUUGGGGGUGGGGCUAAGGUCAGGCUGGAUUGUUCUCUUUCCAGAACUCAGGCUCUAAUCUCUAAGAUGGAAGUUGCUUUCCAAGCUCAGUGCUUUCUUUGAGCAGUGAGGCACCUGGAUGUCACUUACUCAGCCCUUGUCACCAGGUCUCUGACACGGCACUCUUGGCCAAGACAUGAAGUGAGCUUCUGGGAACUUGGUGGGAAAACUGUUGCACCAGCCCUGAACGCCAGUAGGCACCUCUGCCCCUUCCUGGGGAAUGUGGGCUUAGCAGCUGGGAGAGUAUCCAGCCCUUAAGGGCCCAUGGCCAGGAAGCAUAGCUCUAGAGGGGAUUUCUCAGAUGAGAAACAAGUGGUUCCACCACCUUCUCAGACCCGCCUGUCCUAUUGUGUGCAGCAGUGGAUGUCUAUGGUAGAAGACCCAGUUGUGCUGCAGAGUUCAGGUCUAAGCCAAGGGACAGAGCAGCUGAGCACACAGAAGGUAAAACUUCAGAGUGAGGGGCAUGGGUGCCCUUGGAGAUCUGGCACUUUAGCCAGUGGACAGGCCUCACCCUGAAGUUCCUGGUGGCCCAUCCCUGCAGUGUGUAUGAGCCAAUUCUUGGGAUCAGUGACCUGCUUUCUGCAGUGUUAAGGUCACAGGUUCCUCCAAACAGCCUCAUCCAGCAUUUUGGGGUGAAACCUGACAGGCUGACGGCCUGAUGUGCAGAUCCCUUUCUGUGCAACAGAAUGCCAAGACUGAGCAGAGAAGCCGUCUUAAAACCCACCCUAGGGACUACUAGGUCUACAUGUCCAUGGUAGGUUCUGAGUUGGGUGGCUGCUGCCCAGAUCCCUCCCCCUCUUAGCUGUGGAGGUCCAUAUGGUAGAAGUCAGCUGUUCCUGGCUCCCAUGUGAGGAGGAAUUCAGUACCUGUCUGCCACCCAUGAGACUUCUAAGAUGCCACAUGGAGACAGGAGCCCUUCCCAUUCUCUCAGAAAUAGCAGCUUGAUUUCUCUGCUGGCUGGUGCCCAGGAAACCAGGUCCAAGCGGUGACAGCGGCAAGUCACCGGGUUCUCUCAGGGUCCCAGAGCCAGGCUGUGUUACCUAAAACUGAAUGGUAGGAGGGAGGGAGGGCUUGUGGUGCCCCUGCUUCUCCACCUAGCCUUCCCACCUGUCCACUCAAUUUCAGACGAGGGAGGUGCUAUGGCCCCCCUCACUGAGGCACGAUCAUGUGCAGUCAUGGUGGGACAGGCCACUCUUGGUAGCUGUGGCCCUGAUCUCCAGCCAUGGUACUGGGUGGGGACUGGUGGAGUCCCCUACUUCACCAGAGAGAGGCUAAAGGCUCUCUUCACAAGCCUGGGUUCCUUUCUUCUCUGACAGUGGAAGGCUUUGGAAGAGCACCGUUUCUGCUGUGGUUUGGGGAGGCAGCUGGGAGCCAUGUGUGUAAAGUCCCUGGGACCCGAGGGCCCCUUUCUGGAAGGGGCCUGGGCCUGAGCAGUGCGGAUUGUGUCACUCUGCUGGAGUCCCCUCGCCUGCCUGCCUCUCCUCACCACCUCUCUGAAUAAGAAAUAAAAGGCUGUGGAACCAGA
Messenger RNA from Myodes glareolus (Bank vole), 5050 nucleotides. NCBI's taxonomy places the organism in Eukaryota, Metazoa, Chordata, Mammalia, Rodentia, Cricetidae. The record is from RefSeq and is a predicted model, not a curated record.